AUGAAUGACUGUCUUCGCCUUCAUCUGUUUGACCAUCCACCAAUAGGACUCCACCGUACAGGUCUUGCUAUUAUCAUGUCGUGGUGUCUGUGCCAAACACAAUGUCUUUCGAUCAGCGAGAUUGACAACAUUCGCUGUCGGUGUCUUCUCUGUCUCCGUCUUAUACGUCGUAUUCACCAACUCCGCCAUCAUAUUCACGUAUCCUUUCAUACAAGACGUCGAUGGACUCUCCCACUUCGGAUGGGGGUAGAAACGAUAGUAGAACAAGUGGAACGAGUCGUUGUCUUUUCGAUUCCAGAUGAAGUUUCCGAUCGAGGCGAUGAGCAGCAAGAGACCAAUGAAUACGAGGACGAUGAUGAGAAUAGGAAAGCUGAAAAAAGUAUUGAAAAUCGGUCAAGAUCGAUUAAGAUUGGCUAA
Caenorhabditis remanei is the source of this 417-nucleotide messenger RNA. RefSeq lists its product as uncharacterized. The record is from RefSeq and is a predicted model, not a curated record. The transcript is spliced from 2 exons. NCBI's taxonomy places the organism in Eukaryota, Metazoa, Nematoda, Chromadorea, Rhabditida, Rhabditidae. Bases 1 to 417 code for a protein of 138 amino acids.